This is a messenger RNA of Cinclus cinclus, 709 nucleotides long. It is a transcript of the gene PTHLH, whose product is annotated as parathyroid hormone like hormone. The record is from RefSeq and is a predicted model, not a curated record. Gene Ontology annotation, molecular function: peptide hormone receptor binding; hormone activity. Bases 182 to 709 code for a protein of 175 amino acids. The transcript is spliced from 2 exons. Gene Ontology annotation, cellular component: extracellular region. Gene Ontology annotation, biological process: adenylate cyclase-activating G protein-coupled receptor signaling pathway; osteoblast development; bone mineralization. NCBI's taxonomy places the organism in Eukaryota, Metazoa, Chordata, Aves, Passeriformes, Cinclidae.
AAGGGAGAGAGACAGAGCGAAGUUUGGAAGGAGUGAGCGGAGAGCUCAGAAAGUUUGUUUUUCCUUCAGAGCCUCGGAGCUGGUAGAGCCGAAGCAGGGACUCCUUGAGGUCGGCGCUGGCGCAUCUGCCCCUCGGGACUGACCUCCCUUUCCUUGCAGGUUUUAAGCCCCGGAGGAUACAAUGUUCGCUAAACUCUUCCAGCAGUGGAGUUUCGCAGUGUUCCUGCUGAGUUACUCCGUGCCCUCCUGCGGGAGAUCAGUAGAGGGGAUCAGCCGUAGACUCAAACGGGCUGUAUCAGAGCACCAGCUAUUGCACGACAAGGGCAAGUCAAUCCAAGACUUACGAAGAAGAAUAUUCCUCCAAAAUUUAAUCGAAGGUGUCAACACUGCAGAGAUCCGUGCAACGUCAGAGGUAUCACCUAAUCCUAAACCUGCUACCAACACCAAGAACUACCCUGUCCGGUUUGGCAGUGAAGAUGAGGGCAGAUACCUGACUCAGGAGACAAACAAAUCACAGACCUACAAGGAGCAGCCCCUGAAGGUGUCAGGGAAGAAAAAGAAAGCAAAGCCUGGAAAACGUAAGGAACAAGAGAAGAAAAAGAGGCGAACCCGCUCAGCUUCACUAAAUUCUGGCAUGUUCAGAGACGUCGUGACCGAGAGCCCACUCUUGGACAUCUCUGUUACUACACAUAAUCACACUCUAAGGUAA